GGAGAGGACUUGUGGAAAGGGAGGAGGAGGGAUGAUGAAGAGGAGGAGGUGGAGGGGCAUCAGCAGCCCUCUUGUCCCCUCCCCACACGAUGAGAGCGCGCCUCACUCCGCUGCGCGGUUAUUUCUGUCUCAAAGCACCGAUCCGUGCCGAGCCGAGCCGAGCCACGGCGCGCAUCCCCGCCUCCACCACCGCCUCCACCACCACCCCACCCUCGUCUCUCCGUCUCCCACCGCCGCUCUGAGGCAAUGGAGCCGUAACCAGCCUCAGUGUGCUAAGUGAGCCGAGCCGAGCCGAGCCAAACGCGUGAAGCAGCAGCGGAUAUGGAGGUGCAGCGCAGAGAGGCUGGAGUCUAGACUGAACCACAUCAGGACGAGGAUUUACUCAGACCCACAUCAGGACGGGGACUGACUCAGACCCACAUUUAUAAACUGUUCUCUCUGAUCACCAAGGAUCUUUAUUCUCUGACCGUCUGACUGAGUCUGUGCGUGGUGAAGAUGCGGCGGAACGAGACGAGCUUUUACACCGGAUGCUUGAGACGAACGCUGCUGUCGUGCGUCCUGGUUCUGCACCUGAUCCCGCUCAGUGUCCACGGAAACAUCGUUGGGACCAAUGCCACCGAGUUGGACAACACAACCAAUGUUACCUCCCUAAUUAGCAGGGAGGAUGGGCCCGUCAAGGUCAGUGGGGUUGUCAUCAAGUUUACUGGGACGAGCAGCUCGGCCAGUCCAGACACUGUGACCCCGAGGGCGGGCCGGAUCCCCCGCGCCGGCGAGGAGGACGAGCAGAGCAGCGGCAUGUUCGAGGAAACGAUGAUCCCAGCAUUGGAAGAAGUAGGCGCGGCGGCCCCGCCCCAGCUCAGCCCUGAUUCGGCUGAGACGGAGCACUUGCUGCCUAGCAACCCACGUGGACCGGACGUCAUGGAGAGCAAGGAAGAGGAGGAUGAGGAGCAUGUGUCACACACCGACCCGCCUUGGAUUCAUGCCAAGGACACAGCCGUGUUUGACCUGGAUCACCUCUUCACCACCACCACCUCCCAGCCCUCAACCCACACCAACCCCUCUAACCCUGACGUCCUCCAUGUGGACUUCUAUGACCCUUCCUCUCGUAGGCGUGGUCUCGACUUGGCCCCGCCAUCUCCUUCAUCACUGGCCCAUGAGCUGCAGGGCGGUGACUCGACCUCCUGGGCGAUGCCAGAUAACUACGACUACCUCACACCCUACGAGGAUGGCGUGUCCCCAACUGCUGAUGAGUACACCUACAGCACCACGACCGACGCCUACGAGAGCGAUGAAGACCUCCGGCUGUCCGCUGGGUCUCCAGCUCGCUCCAGGCCGCGGGUCCCAGGGUCCAGCUCCUUCAUCCCUGGUGCAGGAGCCCCAGUACCAGAUGUCCCCGUGGCAGCUCCUCCGGCAGCCUCUCCGGUAGACGGCUCGGAUGGUAUGGGUGGAUGCCGUGUUGGCUACCAGAUGGUGAAUGGAAGCUGUCGCUCGCCCUGCGAGAUGCUGCCCAACUACUGCUUCAACGGGGGACAGUGUUAUCUGCUGGAGGGGACGGGCGUCCUCUGCAGGUGUAACGUCCAGGACUACAUCUGGCACAAAGGCGCUCGCUGUGAGUCGGUCGUGACGGAGUUCCAGGUGAUGUGUCUGGCAGUCGGCGCCUCAGCUCUGGUCGUCCUGCUGCUCUUCAUGAUCGUCGUCUGCUUCGCCAAGAAGCUCCACGUGCUGAAGACGGAAAACAAGAAGUUGCGUAAACGCAGCAGUAAGUACCGGCCUUCCUCGGAGCAGCACAAUGAUAAUUUCUCGCUGUCCACCAUCGCUGAGGGCUCCCACCCAAAUGUAAGGAAACUGUGCGACACCCCUCCUAACGUCCCUCAUGCCCGUGCAUUGGCUUACUAUGAUAACAUUAUCUGUCAGGAUGAUCCUAAUUCCCAGAACAAGCUGGAGGACCCGGUGAAGGCCCCGCCCAAGGAGGACGACUCCCUGAACAUCCACAACUCUCUGACCCCCAAACACGAGAACCACAAGGUGCUGGGCGAGGAGAAUUCGUCGGAGGUAAACUCACUGCAGAACAACAUGAUGUGAAAACAAAACAAAAACAACUCCAGCAACCCCAAAACCACCAGGUGCGCCGGCAGCGGGAGCCCCCAAACCCCUCCCCACUGUCUGUCUGUCCGUCCGCUGCCGAGUGUGCCUGACCGGUUACCAACCAACCAACCAGCCUGCCUGCCAACGUACCAGCCAACCAACCCAGUCUGCAACCGUCUCCGACACGGCAACACUGCCACCGAGCGGCCCUGGCCGCCGCCAAAAACCUACAGCAUCUCCACCUCUGCCGCCGCCAAUGCCCCUGCUGAGAGUUAACCCCCCCACCCCUCCCCCACCAGCCUCACCCUGCUGCCGCCAUGCAACCCCCCGAUCUAGUCACGCCCCUGUUUUGCAGCCCCGCCCCCUCGUUGCUGUCACUCUACUCUCCCUGAUCUCGUACCUGCACACACACACAGUGAGAACAUGAACACACUUUUUUGUGAACACACAACAACACGUGCUCACUCCCAACUCGUUGGCGCUUCGUCACUGGACUGUCACGUGUUCAUGUGACACACUGAGUCUCCUCCUGCGUCUUGACGCCAUGACAGUUCACGCCUGUCCUUUCAAAAUAAACUUCUCUUUUCACAAAAAGUGCUCGUGAGAUACAGACAGGUUUUUUCAAAAUAAACUGACACCAUCAGUGAAACACCUUGUAUCACCAGUAAAAUAACAUCUUGGUUUGGCUCUACAUUCAGACAGGAAGUGAACGGUUUUUCUCAUCAGUGUCUUACACAGGAAUCAGUGACGAAGCGUCUGUGUUUGACCACACACACACACACACACACACACACACACACACAUACACACACACACACACACACACACACA
Messenger RNA from Epinephelus fuscoguttatus (brown-marbled grouper), 2916 nucleotides. It is a transcript of the gene cspg5a, whose product is annotated as chondroitin sulfate proteoglycan 5a. The coding region runs from base 496 to 2082 and encodes 528 amino acids. The record is from RefSeq and is a predicted model, not a curated record. The transcript is spliced from 5 exons. Lineage: Eukaryota; Metazoa; Chordata; Actinopteri; Perciformes; Serranidae. Gene Ontology annotation, biological process: nervous system development.